AUGAGUUUAGCGUGCGCAUACUCCUCCGCUUUUAGAAGACUCCUUUCGGCGUCCGCGAGACCGUCCACAUCCUCUCGCAUUCGGCGGCGACCUUUUUCUGUAUCCUCGUCGUCUGAAUCAUCAAAAGUCAACCACGAAGGUGCGGUGAAAGUCUCGCACAUCCUCGUCGACGCCACCGAACCCGGGAAAGCGUUGCUUUCGGAAUUCCAAACUUUACUCGACGGAGAAGCGGAGACGUUCGAAGGUUUAGCGACGAUGCACUCGAAAUGCCCGUCCUCUUCGAGAGGUGGGAAUUUGGGGUACAUCACGAGAGGACAAACGGUUGCGGAAUUCGAACGCGUGGCGUUUUCGACGCCGAUAAACGAGGUGGCGUUUGCCACCACUCCGUUUGGGCAUCACUUGAUUAAGGUACUGGACGCGAAAGAAUCCGGCCAGGCGGUGCCGCAAAUGCAAUCGAUUCGAGUGGACAAGGUGAAGCAGUACGUCGACAGUGAGAGUUUCUCGGAGGUUAAUCUCAUCGAUUGCAGAGAGGAGCACGAGUUUGCAAUUGCCAAAGUGGACGGGUUCAAACUGUAUCCGCUAUCGCGAGCGGAGAAGUGGCAGAUGACGAUUGAAAUGGACGUCGAUCCGGAAAAGAAGACGAUUGUUAUGUGUCACGGGGGGAUUCGUUCGGCGAAAGUGUGUCAAAUGUUGCUUUCGCUUGGCUUUGAGGACGUUCAUAACGUCGUCGGUGGGAUCGACGCGUACAGUUCGAUUGAUAAGUCGGUGCCGAGAUAUUAA
This is a messenger RNA of Bathycoccus prasinos, 780 nucleotides long. RefSeq names its product PpiC-type peptidyl-prolyl cis-trans isomerase. The transcript has a single exon. The coding region runs from base 1 to 780 and encodes 259 amino acids. The record is from RefSeq and is a predicted model, not a curated record. Lineage: Eukaryota; Viridiplantae; Chlorophyta; Mamiellophyceae; Mamiellales; Bathycoccaceae. Gene Ontology annotation, molecular function: peptidyl-prolyl cis-trans isomerase activity.